UCUAUACUCCUUACCUCUUCUAAAGUGAGCUACUCUCAUUGAUCUAUCAUCACACUCCUUCUUCUCUUUUUCGUUGCUGGAGAUUCCAAAACGUCGUCGAAAUCGAACCCAACACGACAGAGUCGUUCCGAAUGGACAAAAUCAACCCUGCUCUUGUGGCCCUCAUGGUCCACCAGUACCUCAGAGACAAUCAUUUUUCUCAAACGUCUUCUAUCUUCCUGAACGAGGCUUCCUCCCUCUUCACUGAUUCGUCGACCAACCAGUUGUCAAAGACUAUGCUGGGCUUGGUGCAAAUAUUGGAUGAGUAUAUGUGUUUGAAAAAGCAAAAGGAGAUGUUGCAUCAACAACGGGUCAUGGUGAUUCAAGAGAAAUACCGACUUCAAAUGUUUGUGCAAGGCCUGAAAAAUGUUAUAAAUACUUUUCAGAAGCCACUCUCAUUGAAUGUCGUAGGGAUGAGCACAAAUUCUGCAGUGGUUCCUCAAUGGAGGCUUUGUAAUGAAACUCCUUCAGGUGUUUCUUCUAUUGCAAGUAUUGGUUCUGCCAUGCAAAACACAUUUGGGAACUUCUCAACACCAAUGAUUAGUGCGUCUGACAAGAAGAGAAAAGAUACUGAAAUAGUAAAUGGGCCUGCAGUAGGAAAGAAACCUCGUGGUAGACCACCUGGGAGGAAAAAUCAAGUCCAAGGUCAAAACACACUGCCUCAAUCAAGUAAUGUUGUCAACAAUCAAGUAGUUUCUUGGCAAUCUUCUUCUUCAACUCUACCACCAUCUGGGAUCUGUGCACCCAACGGAUCACAGGUUCAAGGAUCCAAUGUUGCCAAAGGCUCAUUCAAUCACCCUCUGUUUUUCGUUCCAAACCAUUCACAAAUUCUAGAGACACCUCCUAGAACACAAUCCUCUCACUGUGAUACAUAUGUAUCCCCUACUAAUUUUCUUGUUGCACUACGAUUUCAACCGAUAGAGUUAUGUUUGACCCUGAAAAACAAAUGGCUUAUAAAGAGAGCAGUCAUUGCAAUUCUCCUAUCGAAGCAGAUACAGGAAAAACAAGUAAGAAGGAUGAUGUAAGGGGCAAACUGAACUUCGAUGCCUCUAAUAUGCCUGAGAGCUUGGACAAAUCAUUGGCUAAUGAGGUUUCUACAUCUGAGUUGGACAAGGGAGUUGUCAUAUCUGACAUUGAUUUUUCAAACUUGGACUGGUCACUCCAAGGAACCAGUUUCGAAGAUUUUUUUGACCCUAUAGGUCUAACUGAUUCCAAAGAUAAUGCUUCAAGUUCAAGGUCUUCAAAUGAACUACAAGUAAGCACCAAUAAAAAUUUGAAUGUACAAGGCCUUGAUAGUCAACAUGUCUGACUGCGAUAAAAUCUGACACAAAGUGGACCUGCAGUUGCCCUUAAUUUGGGAUAUCAAACACCAUUAGUUUGUUCCUUAGCCUCUUAGCUUGUUUGGUCAUUAGGUAAGGCUAAAAUGGUUAAUCUUUUAGUGAUUGGAGAUGACUUUAGCCCAUGUUGUUUCUUGUUUACUUAAACCAAAAGGGAAUAAGUUAUUGAAAAGGAAUUCAUUUGAAAAACUUCUUAAGCUGCUACAAAUAUUGUUGGUUGUGUAGAAAAUUAUUGCAUGCCAGAUAACAAUUGAUUGAUUUGAUCUUAGCAGUUACUCAUUACUAUAAUGGAAUAAAG
Messenger RNA from Glycine soja, 1674 nucleotides. RefSeq lists its product as uncharacterized. The record is from RefSeq and is a predicted model, not a curated record. The coding region runs from base 132 to 1064 and encodes 310 amino acids. NCBI's taxonomy places the organism in Eukaryota, Viridiplantae, Streptophyta, Magnoliopsida, Fabales, Fabaceae. The transcript has 6 exons.